AUGUUGAUCCUGGCAUCUGUUGUGGCCAUCACUGUAUACCGCCUGGCUGUCUUCUUUACUUUUUCUCGUGAACUGAGGAAUACAAACUUGACAAUUGCUGAGCCAAUAAAGGAGUAUGUGACACCUCAGAUGGCCACUUCUGUCACAGCAUCACUGAUUAGCUUUGUUGUAAUCAUGAUCCUCAAUAUUCUAUAUGAGCGGGUCGCCAUCUGGAUCACAGACUUCGAACUUCCACGAACCAAGACGGACUAUGAGAACAGCUUGACGCUGAAGAUGUUCCUCUUUCAAUUUGUCAACUAUUACUCCUCAUGUUUCUACAUCGCCUUUGCAAAGGGGAAAGCAGUUGGCCAUCCAGGAAAGCCUGUUUAUCUUUUGGGAAAAUACAGAAAUGAGGAGUGUGAUCCGGGUGGUUGUUUGAUUGAGCUGACGACUCAGCUGGCAAUCAUCAUGGGUGGAAAAGCCAUCUGGAACAACAUCCAGGAGGUCUUGAUACCGUAAGGACUCGGAAUCUAGGACCUGUUUUUGUUGAGAUGAGGUUGAACGCUAACUAGCCAUCUUUUAAAAAGCUGUCCUUUUACUGUAUACAUGCAUUUGCUUGAAAAGUGAAUGGACCCACUUUUUCCUCAACAAUUCUACGAACUUUUCAAUUAAAUCCAGUCCAUUUG
This is a messenger RNA of Pundamilia nyererei, 665 nucleotides long. Its product is annotated as anoctamin-6-like. Lineage: Eukaryota; Metazoa; Chordata; Actinopteri; Cichliformes; Cichlidae. Gene Ontology annotation, cellular component: plasma membrane. Gene Ontology annotation, biological process: calcium activated phosphatidylserine scrambling; calcium activated phosphatidylcholine scrambling; chloride transmembrane transport. Gene Ontology annotation, molecular function: chloride channel activity. The coding region runs from base 1 to 498 and encodes 165 amino acids. The transcript is spliced from 3 exons. The record is from RefSeq and is a predicted model, not a curated record.